AUGGCUACAUCGAUAGGCAACGGCCCUCCUUCGAUGGCUGAGACUACUGGGGAUCGCCUGAUAGCGGUUCUGGUGGUGGUUGUCUUUUCCGUUAUUGUGUCACUUCUGAUGCUCGUUUUGAGGGUAUGGUGUCGUUGGUCAAUACGAUCGCUUGGGUGGGAUGAUUUUGCUGCGAUGAUGUCUUCGGGUUAUCUACAGAUGUGCAUAACGAUAUUCGGUUCGGGGAUACUUGCGUUAAUACCCCUCGGCCUCAGUGAUCCCACGGGACAGAUACCAGUUGACAAAAUACCUGCUUUCUACAAGUGUGCAUACAUCACAAUAUUCUUCUACGGUCAAGCUCUCUUUUGGGCCAAAAUGUCUUUCGUACUGCUCUACUACAGAAUCGUCUCUCUGUCUUAUUGGAGAUGGACUUAUAUCGGUGCCAUGGUCUUCCUGGUUCUCUGGAACAUCUGCGUCAUCCUGAUCUUUUUCCUGACCUGCAUUCCCAUGGCAACAAUUUGGGAUCCAGCGGUAAAAGGGACAUGCGUGAAGCAUACACUGGAACUUGGAUACUUAUGUGCUGGAAUAAGCAUAUUCACCGACCUGGCCGUGGCAGUUUUACCUUUGCCUUUUAUCUGGAAUCUAAACCUUCGUCGUUCACACAAGAUCGCCUUAUCCGGAGUGUUUCUGCUAGGCUGCUUCUCAAUAUCCUUGGCUAUUGUGAGGAUACGCUGGACUGAUAUAUGGUCGACUACAACAUGGGAUAUCGUCCGACCUCAACUCUGGGGCCUUGCAGAGAUUACAUCAGCAUUGAUAUGUGCUUGUAUACCUACUUUCAAGCCUCUUCUUGUUCGACUCAACGCCAUGAAACCCCGCUGUGAGACGACUAAACAGACGCCUGCUAUCCAAAAUCAGCGCAGCGAUGACGAGGCGGGCUUGACCUUGGAUACGGUGACAAGGGUUGGGAGUCAAAGCCAGGAGAGCCAUGAUGGAGAUCCUCACAGAGCAUUAACGGCAAAGUCUUAUGGGACUAAUACUUUAGAAUCUCUCGAUAAAUACCUUCACUCCGCCCCUAUUUGUGCAAGGCAUUUCCAAGGCACACAUUUCGUCUUGGUCUCAGGACAUUUAAAGUUAUGUCUCCCAACAACCAAAGGAUCAGGGUCAACUUCCCAUAAAACCUCGAACGAGAUGGCUUCACUUUGCAACUACACACACCCAGAGCUUCAAAUCACAGAUGGUCUCGUACGCCAAGAGACGGGGAUACUGUUCCCUUAUAAUCCCGAAUUUUACAAUACUGCCACAGGGUUGUACGGUCCCGGUGCCCUUUAUUGUUGGUACCUGCUACUCGCCUCUGUUCUUAUGCAUUGGUUCUUCUGUUAUGUGAACAAUUUAACGCCGGACUUUUCAAGCGACCUUUUAGGUGCUCUCGCGUACCCCGUGUUCGCUGCGACAGACCUACUUCUUCAGUCGGUGCGCAUGAUGGGAAAGGAUGACCGUGCUUUGGCGAUUUACUGCCUCGCUUUUCCCGACUCUCCCAUUUGGGGACCUCAUUACUUCAGCGACACGCCGUUGGAUAUGAAUAACAUCCCGCCUGAAGUUCUCGACUUGGGUCAGAGGGUAAUUGACAUUAUCGGGCCGUAUAGAGUAUCUUGGACGGCUGGGUUGUUUCUUAUUGCUGAUCCGGGAAUGGCAUGGACUUUGUUCUUUUGGGAAGGAUCUCGUCAAGCAAUGCUCAUCGGGACAUGGGUAUUUACCGCAUUGUUGAUUAUGGUAUUGCUUCUCUCCAUGACUCGACUAGUGCAGACGUUGAGAAAAGGAAGGAAUGCUGAAACGAAAGAGAUUUUGCACAGUAUCAUGUGGGGUUUUCUUCCUGGGGCGGCGGUUAUGGCGGUAGCAUUCGGCUUGAUUAUGUACUUUGGCAUGACUAUUGUACCGGAUGUAGCUAUACAGCUCACCGAGAGGGAUCAACUCGCGACAUUGAUGGUUGGAAUUGUGACUUGGGUGUAUGCCAUGCUGGAGACCUAUUACAAGAAGACAGAAGAAGAACUUGUGUGA
This is a messenger RNA of Fusarium pseudograminearum CS3096, 2034 nucleotides long. RefSeq lists its product as uncharacterized. Bases 1 to 2034 code for a protein of 677 amino acids. The record is from RefSeq and is a predicted model, not a curated record. The transcript has 9 exons. NCBI's taxonomy places the organism in Eukaryota, Fungi, Ascomycota, Sordariomycetes, Hypocreales, Nectriaceae.